Puntigrus tetrazona (Sumatra barb) is the source of this 3953-nucleotide messenger RNA. RefSeq lists its product as uncharacterized. The record is from RefSeq and is a predicted model, not a curated record. Lineage: Eukaryota; Metazoa; Chordata; Actinopteri; Cypriniformes; Cyprinidae. Bases 180 to 1610 code for a protein of 476 amino acids. The transcript has 7 exons. Gene Ontology annotation, cellular component: membrane. Gene Ontology annotation, molecular function: monocarboxylic acid transmembrane transporter activity. Gene Ontology annotation, biological process: transmembrane transport; monocarboxylic acid transport.
CGCGCGUGACGUCACCGCCGCCGUCCGCAGAGCGACGGAUUCAAACGCGCGUGCGGAGCGUCUUUCUGCAGCAGCGACUGAAGGUCAGAGAGACAGACGGCGCGGAUAACCGGACCUGAAGACUGCGUGAUCUGAAUCAGCACAGCAGAGAGUGAGUUUAGUGAUCUCCAGGGCUCACGAUGCCUCCACCCGUCGGACCCCCAGCUGUCCCGCCUCCAGACGGUGGGUGGGGCUGGGCUGUGGUGGGCGGGGCCUUCAUCUCCAUUGGAUUCUCUUACGCCUUCCCGAAGGCCACCACCGUGUUCUUCAAAGACAUCCAGAACAUCUUCAGCGCCUCGUACAGUGAGGUGGCCUGGAUCUCCUCCAUCAUGCUGGCCGUCAUGUAUGCAGGAGGUCCCAUCAGCAGUAUUCUGGUGAACACCUACGGAUGCCGUCCCAUCAUGAUCUUGGGCGGCUUUCUGUGCGCCAUCGGCAUGAUCAGUGCUUCCUUCUGCAACACCGUCGUCCAGCUCUACAUCUGCAUCGGCGUCAUCGGAGGCUUCGGUCUGGCCUUCAACCUCCAGCCGGCGCUCACAAUGAUCGGGAAGUACUUCUACAAGAAGCGGCCCAUCGCUAACGGCUUCGCGAUGGCCGGCAGUCCGGUGUUCCUCAGCACGCUAGCUCCGCUCAAUCAGUAUCUGAUCAACGAGUACGGAUGGAGGGGAAGCUUCCUGAUCCUCGGCGGGCUCCUGCUCAACUGCUGCGUGGCCGGAUCGCUCAUGAGGCCCCUGAGGGCCCCGCCGAACAUGGCCAAAGCCCUGGAGGAGAAACAGGCAAUAGCUAAAGGUCCCCAGACGGAGAAGAGCACGGCCUGGCAGACGGUCAAUAAGUUCCUGGAUCUGUCGCUCUUCAAGCACCGCGGGUUCCUCAUCUAUCUGUCGGGAAACGUCAUCAUGUUCCUGGGCUUCUUCGCGCCCAUCGUCUUCCUCUCGUCGUACGCCAAAGACAACGGCGUGGACGAGUACCAGGCGGCCUUCCUGCUGUCCAUCCUGGCGUUCGUGGACAUGUUCGCUCGGCCGUCCAUGGGCCUGCUGGCCAACUCUCGCUGGGUCCGGCCGCGCAUCCAGUACUUCUUCAGCUUCGCCGUGCUGUAUAACGGCGUGUGUCACCUGCUGUGUCCGCUGGCCGAGAGCUACAGCGGGAUGGUGGUGUACGCCGUCUUCUUCGGCUUCGCCUUCGGGAUGGUGAGCGCCGUCCUGUUCGAGACGCUGAUGGACCUGGUCGGAGCGCAGCGCUUCUCCAGCGCCGUGGGGCUCACCACCAUCGUGGAGUGCUGCCCGGUGCUCAUCGGCCCGCCGCUGGCAGGCAAGUUAGUGGACAUCACAAAGAACUACAAGUACAUGUACCUGUGCUGCGGGGCGGUGGUCGUCCUCUCCAGCAUCUGGCUCUUCAUCGGGAACUUCAUCAACUAUCGGCUGCUGGAUCGCGAGCGCAAACAGGAGGAGACGUACAAGCGGGCCGAGCGCGAGGAGCAGACGGAGACCCACGCGGACGCCGACGCCGACGCCGAAGCAGCGCAGCAGCUCUGUGAUAACAAAGACGGCGUCAUGCAGCGAGAAACCAACAUCUGAGCACCUAUGCAAACCCUGAACACUGCCAAAGCUGUAGAGGCUUGAGUAGACCACAGCAGAACUCUAGAGAUCAACGCUGGGCUGGGAAAAUAAAUCGUUCCGCAUUGAUUCGGAGAUUUCCUUUCCACCGCAAAACACCACUUUUCUUUUUUUUUUUACAAGAUAUAAACUUGGAAGUCAGAGGAGGGAAAGGUCAAAAUCAAAAUUACUCUCUAAACUGUGCUUUUAAACCUCACCGUUCUAAUAUAGUUAAUAUCUUAAUUCUGAGUUCAUAUCAUCAUUUGAAGUUUGAGUUUAAAUCUCACAUUUCGAGUUUAUGUCUCAUAAUUAAGUUUGUCUAAUAGUCUAAUUCUAAAGUUAUAUUGUAAUUCUUAGUUUAAAUCUCACGUGUUGAGUAUAUAUCUCAUAAUUUUGAGUUUUUGCUAUUAAUCGGGAAUCCAUCCACGAUCGAUCCUGCACGGAUUUAUCUUCGCAGCCCUAAUAAACGCGCACUUUGAUAUAUAGACGGCCUUUAUAGCUUGGUUUCGGUCAUGUCUCGUGGCUCAGGUUCAGCAAGCAUCCGUAUCUUGCAGCCAAACGGCAGACGUCCAGCUCAUUCGAGUGUGUUUCACACGUUACGCUGCCGGCGCCUGCUAUCUGACGGAUCUGAAUGUAAACCCGCGUGUGUUUCUGAUGUUUUCGGGCCUUACGAAUCCGUUCCUGACCAAAAUGACUUCUGAGGAUCAUUACCAAAUCUAACGCUUCGAGCAAUAUGAUUUCCAGCAGACGUCCUCAGGGCAAGCGCUCCCUUAGUUCCGUUAUCGGGGUUAUUUUUUUACACAGGGUAUUUGAGUUUGACGUGACUCCUGAGCGAUCGACGCUCUCCUACUCAUGACGUAUUGCCUUAAACAUAACGUUAGCAUCUACUAUCCUAACUGUGUAUAUAAUGCUAUAUUUAAUGUAUUUGCUGAUGUACAUUUACUAAUCGGUUGGACAGAGGCUAAACCAUCUAUCAGACACACUGUAUGUGGCCCGUUUCCAGCACUAAAUUAAAAAAUGAAUAAAUGACUAAACUUUUUAUCUUACUAUUUAGACUUUUCUUUUACAGUUACGACGUAUAAACGUAGAAUACAGAGUGAUAAAGAGCGUUAAAAAUGAGCUUUAAUCUCAUGAUUCAAAUGAAAGGUUUCACUUUAUUUUGAUGGUCCCUUUAACUCCUUGGAGGUUCGGGAGAUCUACUUGUGAAGUUACUUGUAGUCAGUAAAUGUUUUUUGGGAGACUGUCACAGACAUGAAUCACUCUAUUAAUACUCUAAUGACAGCUGACUGUAAGGAAGCGCUAUUAUUCUCAACACAACGCUCAAAAGGGACCGUCAAAAUAAAGUUACCCAAUUAAACUGUGCUUCUGCCUCAAAUCUGAGAUAUAACCAUCUCGUGAUUUAGGUUUAUAUUUCACAAAGAGUUUGCAUCGUGACUCUGAGCUUAAAUCUCUCGUAAAACAUCAUCAUUUUGAGUUUAAUCUAGCAAGCCAAGUUUAUAUCUCAGUUCUGAGUUUAAAUAUCACUGUUUACAUUCAUAUGAAGAGAGUGCAUCUUGAGUUGAUCUCAUACAUGAAGUUGUCUCUUAAUUCAAGUCAAAAUUGUGAGAUAAAAAGUCAAAAUGACAUUUUUUUAUGUUUUUAUUCCGUGACGCAAGCAGGCUUCCAUAGAAAUGCAUCUUAAAUUCUACUUCUAGGAUGGUUUUGUUUUAUAUCUUGUAGUGCUGCGUUAGCGUCUCUUUUCCUCGAAGCCCGUGUUGAGUAUGAACGCAUACACACACACACGUUCAUUCAUGUUUUUAAGAGCACCAGAGCUAUUCCUGUCAUUAAAUGAUGAUCUUUCCUGUAGAACAGAAGCAUUAUAACACUGGAAUGAAGAUGUUGUGCUAGUUAUAGCAUGUAAAUAACUAACAACACUAAUGAUUUUAUUUAAUGUGAUGGUUAUGUUUUGUAUCAUUUUUUUUUAACAUUUGAGGUCAUGUUUGUCAGGAGAUGCUGAAGCAAACUGCCACUAAAAACACACUCUUGAUUCACACACAUGCUGUUAUGAUUAUUAUUAGCGGCCAUAUUGUUUGCUUUUUUUUGUAUUUGUCACGUUCAGCAAAUGUACGGCGUUUAACUUGAUCUUUAGCGUCACGCCGCUGCUGAUGAAUCAUUGUGUGUUCACUUCUUUGGGUCGUAAUCCUGGAUGCAAUGACAUUUUACAAUUAAACCACAACGUUAGGAAGACGCCUCGAGAUCUGUAACACAAGUGAAAGGAUGUAAAUCACACCGACUUGUCUCUCAUUCUCUCAACCACAUCAAACUAAUAAAGAUUUUAUUCCAUUA